GGGAAGGAGGGGCGGGGCCGGGGCAGCCGGGCCGCCUUCGCUGUCGCCUUCGCCGCCACCUUCAGUGGGAUCGUCCAAAACCCUCUGGGUUCUUCUAUGUUGGAACUGUUGCCAUGGAAACCUCCUGAGUUGCUGCAGUUACCACUGACCUCCAGUUUAACUUCCAGAUAGAGGCCUCCUCCAGAUCUCACACCCUAUGGACCCAUGGGCUUCUUUUUCUGGUUUGCUCCUCCAGGGAAAUUUGCAUAUUUCUCCAAAGAACCUUCAAGAACCUGGACAGCCUGUUUUCAGACUUAGAGGGGAAGCCCACGGUUGUUUCUUGAAAUCUGGGGCUGGAAAUGGCCACAGGGGACGGGUCGAGCCAGAGGCUGCCCCAGGUGGCCGAGCCAGGUGUGGAAGGGGAGCCGCAUCUGCCCACAGGCCGGGAGCUGACCGAGACCAACCGUUUUGCCUAUGCCGCCCUCUGUGGCAUCUCCCUGUCCCAGCUCUUUCCAGAACCUGAGCAAAGAUCCUUCUGCACGGACUUUGUGGCUGGCCUGGUGAAGUGGCUGGACUUGUCUGAAGCUGUCUUGACAACCAUGACUGCUUUUGCCAGCGGCCUGGGAGGCGAAGGAGCAGACACGUUUGCUCAGAUUUUAUUGAAGGACCCCAUCUUGAAGGACGACCCACUGGUGAUCACUCAGGACCUUCUGAGCUUCUCACUCAAGGAUGGGCGCUACGAUGCUCGGGCCCGAGUCCUCAUUUGCCACAUGACCUCCCUCCUCCAAGUGCCCUUGGAGGAGCUGGACCUCCUCGAAGAGACGUUCCUCGAGAGCCUGAAGGAAACCAAAGAGGAGGAAUCUGAAACGGCCGAGGCAUCCCGGAAGAAGAAAGAAAACCGGAGGAAGCGGAAGCGCUAUCUCCUGAUAGGCCUGGCGACGCUGGGAGGCGGGACAGUGAUCGGCGUGACCGGGGGUCUGGCUGCCCCUCUUGUUGCUGCCGGAGCCGCAACAAUCAUUGGCAGUGCCGGGGCAGCGGCUCUGGGCUCAGCGGCCGGCAUAGCUGUCAUGACCUCGCUGUUCGGUGCAGCUGGAGCUGGCCUGACAGGAUACAAGAUGAAGAAGCGUGUCGGGGCCAUUGAAGAGUUCACGUUUCUGCCUCUGACAGAAGGCAGGCAGCUACACAUCACCAUCGCCAUCACGGGAUGGCUGGCAUCUGGCAAAUACCGCACCUUCAGCGCCCCAUGGGCUGCCCUGGCCCACAGCCGUGAGCAGUACUGUCUGGCUUGGGAGGCCACGUACCUGAUGGAGCUUGGCAACGCCCUGGAGACCAUUCUCAGUGGUCUUGCCAACAUGGUGGCCCAGGAGGCCCUAAAAUACACAGUGUUGUCUGGCCUUGUGGCUGCCCUGACCUGGCCAGCCUCACUCCUCAGUGUUGCCAAUGUCAUCGACAACCCCUGGGGUGUGUGUCUCCACCGAUCAGCAGAGGUUGGCAAGCACCUGGCCCACAUUCUGCUCUCCCGGCAGCAGGGCCAGCGGCCUGUCACCUUGAUUGGCUUCAGCCUGGGAGCCAGAGUCAUCUACUUCUGUCUGCAAGAGAUGGCUCAGGAGAAAGCUCCUGGCCUAGGCUUGACACAAACAAGGAACCCAGUACCUGUCAGUAGUUGAUGCAUUAACGAGGGAUGUGAAACCCAUGAAGUUUGCCGUGAGCGCUGCCUGCAGAGAACGGUGCUGAGGCCUUUGGGUGAUGAAGGGCUCAAGCUGCCUCAUCACAGUGGACCCCACCAACUCCGAGACCCCGGCCAGCUGAUCGGUGUGUCGCCCAAGCCUCCUAGUGACCCAGGGCCGCUCCACUCUCCAACUUCCCGGCAGGCAUAAUCAGCCAGCAUGUUCACGGCCCGUGUAGGACUCCUGCCCACCCAGAACCAAGACAAAACGUGCACCUGCCAAACGUGAUACUUUGGGGCAGGAAAUGAACAUAGCCAGAAUUCCCAGAGAGGAACAGUCCACUUCCGACAAUGGUCCAUCUGCCCGCCGACAGGAUGAAUUUGCUUUGGGAGUGACUGAUCCUCUGACCAAGAGUAUUUUUGGCCCCAGCAGGUGGCAAGAGUGGUGGGCAGUGCCUGAUGCCAAGAACAGCCACAGUCCCAGUACUCACCAAGAGACUCUGGGCCCCAGAUCAGUGGAUUGUUCACCUUCCUAUGUAUUUACUUUCAAAGUUCUCAAAAAUUGAGUAGUUGGAAAGAGAGCUCCAUUCAGACUGACUAGUGGUAGCUGAGCCAGGAAAUGGCCACGUGAACCGAGAAGUCAGUUCAGCUUCAGCUAUCUAUGCAUCGAUUCUCCCCCUCAUCCCCAAAAGAUGUGAAGGGAAUUAAUAGGCGACAUUACAUGUUGUCUCUGGCUGGUGGCCCUGUCCAUGCAGUUGGCGAGACAUCAUGAGACAAGCCAGCUCGCCUGUGCCUGUUCUCACUCAUCCGGUGAAAGCCUGCGGGGCCUGCUGCUGCACUCUGGGCACCGGAGCCCAUUCAUUACAUCGGUCCCGGUUUCCCCGUCCCUGCUCCAUCUGUAAGCUGACUCCAUUCGAUUACUUCUCCUUGUGUCUUCAGGAUGCAAGGGACUGUGACCUGAGUUCAGAUCCAGCCCCUGCUAGCUACUGUCUAGGUGCCCUUAGGCAAAUCACUUCACCUCUGAGCUUCAGGUUGAUGAGUCAAGUGGGACCCUGAGGCCUUUGGGGCUUGCUCUGGACUUAAUAACUACUGUUUAUUGAACAUACUAUGUACCAGGCACUCUGCUAAGUGCUUUGCAUAUUUUCCGUUCUUUAAUGUACAAACACCCCUAAGAUGCAGGUAUGGAUAUUCCUUUUGCUAAUGAAGAGGUUGAGUGCAGGGACUAUGUCCGUUUCCUUCGCCCCUGCCGUCCCCAGCACCGGGUAUGGGAUUUGGCACAGAGAAGAGGUAUAAAAAUGUACGUAUGUAGGGCCUGGGACCCAACUUGAGCCAGUCUGAUGGCACAGCUGGCCUUGCGGUAUGGUAGAUGUGACCACACAGUGUUUGACGUGUGGCCAACCCUCAGUAAAUUAGAGUCCCUUUCUCCCGCUCUCCAUCAGUUUAUCCAGAUGGAUUUUCCAGGGCUGUGGCUCUCACUGCCUCUGAGCUCACUAAAAGACAGUAACAUCUUCAGUCUGGCAGCUCCUGGGAGGGAAGGGAGCAAAAUGUGGGAUUCAUUUGCUGCU
Messenger RNA from Delphinapterus leucas (beluga whale), 3210 nucleotides. The record is from RefSeq and is a predicted model, not a curated record. NCBI's taxonomy places the organism in Eukaryota, Metazoa, Chordata, Mammalia, Artiodactyla, Monodontidae.